AUGGAUAAGAUUCCCAACGAAGUCCUGGAGCAGAUCAUUGAUGAUCUCGCACCAUUCGAGGACCCCGGUACUCUUACUGAUCUGAAGGCGGUCCGACUAGCUAACAAACGCCUUUGCCACACGGCAACACCGCACCUCUUCAGAGCCGUGCCGUUAUGGAUGAGUAUAAGGAAUAUAACGAAACUAAAGCAGAUCUCGGAACAUCCGCAAAUCCGACAUUUUGUAAAAGAAAUUAGAUUCUCACCGAUAAGUUUUGGAUCAGCUGAAAAAGGAUAUGGGUAUCGCCACACGAUUGAAUAUGACCUCAAGCUGUAUCAAUCACCAGUACUCAAGCAGUAUUCAUCAAAAGCAGUCCUCGACUUGACAAUGCAGACGCACCUAUCGGGCUACAAUAGUUACGUACAAGAUACCACUUUCCUGAAGAAUGAAAGCAUAGGAUUGCGAAUCCUCACUGAAGCGCUUGCCGCCUUAUCUGGCUUGGAUGAGAUACAUAUUGAUAUAUUCAAUGACAUUAUUGGUGCAAAGGAGCUUCACGAAAGACUUGGAUUUCUCAAUGGCCACGAAUUAAUAUGGGACGGACUUCACAGCACUUAUAUGUUGAUCGAAGCGUUGGCUGGUGCUUGCAAAUCACCUAGUGUCGUCAAGAUUAUUGUGCGAGAUCGACAGAGGAUAUCCGAACAACCCUCUUUGCACGAUAUCUCAAAACGUCUCCCCGUAGUAGGGGUGGUGUGGGACGUCAUACCCCAGAAUGCUUUAGUUGAUGCAAUUAUCAAGACCGGGGCGGAUGUCUCAUUGCUUUUUAAAAACGUAAAAGCUUUUGAUGGCUUUCUUCUUCUGGGAGGAUCCCAAAGCAUUGCUGAUCAAAACGCCUACGCAGAUUGUUUGAAGGAUGUUCUUGAUCACGCUCCUCGCAUUGAAGAGCUUCGCUUAAACAUCAGAAGCAAUGUUAGGACCGCAUAUCCGGACGACUUCGCACGAACUUGGGGCUACGUGCCCUACACAUGCUUUUUCCCCAAAUUGCGCAAGCUGGAGAUAUGUUCUUUUCAAGCGACAGUGGUUGAAGUGACAUCUUUCUUCAAGUCUCAUGCGACGACUUUGGAAAAUGUUCUCAUAUUCAACGAGAUCUGGCGUUACCCAAGAGACUGGCAUAGUGUUGUAGCUGAUUUGAGAAAGUAUGACUUCAAGCGCUUGAUUAGCUUCAUCAUUGGAGACCCCGAACGACGAGACCCUUACCCGUUUAAAUCUACCAACGUUACAAGCUACGUCAAGGGACUUACCGAAGACGAUGGCCUUGAUCUGAGCUAG
Bacidia gigantensis is the source of this 1305-nucleotide messenger RNA. RefSeq lists its product as uncharacterized. Lineage: Eukaryota; Fungi; Ascomycota; Lecanoromycetes; Lecanorales; Ramalinaceae. The record is from RefSeq and is a predicted model, not a curated record. The coding region runs from base 1 to 1305 and encodes 434 amino acids. The transcript is spliced from 2 exons.